AUGGCCUACUGGGAUAUCCAGGUGUAUGGUACAGCUGCUGAGUCGUGUGGUGAUAAUCUGAAGAACUGGUCGCUGCCGCUGCGGCUGCAACCGCAUGCCCGCCGCCUGCUGACGGCCUGCUGGCUGCUCGCCGCCGUCGCGCUCCUCCUGCUGCUGCUGGGCGUCUUCCGUUCAGACUACGCGUCGCAGAGGCGCGCCGCGGCCCUACAGCGCUGCUCGCGGGCGGCCGUCGCCCUUGCCUUCACUGCUGACCGCUGCCAACUGCUGCACUCGGCGCCACCGCAGCAGCGCACCGUGUACGUCAUCACCCCCACGUACCGCCGGCCCGAGCAGCUGGCCGAGCUGACGCGCCUGGCGCAGACGCUGAUGCACGUGCCCGCGCUGCACUGGCUCGUCGUAGAAGACGCGGCCCGCACCACGCCCGCCGUCGCCGAACUCCUCGCCAGGACCGGCGUCCGCUACGACCACCUCGUCGCGCCUAUGCCGGAGGAGUGUAACAUCCUACCAGGAAGCAAACCACGUGGAGUGCCACAACGAAAUAGGGGCCUGCAGUGGAUAAGAGCAAACGCAUCGAGAGGUGUCUUGUAUUUUGCUGAUGACGACAACUCUUAUGACAUUCGGUUAUUUGAAGAAGUGCGGUCUACUGAGAGAGUAGCAAUGUGGCCUGUAGGCUUAAUCGGAAGUUAUGGUAUCAGCACACCUGUGGUUGUAGAUGGCAGGUUAGCAGGUUUCUAUGAUGGCUGGAUAUCUGAACGAAAAUUUCCUGUAGAUAUGGCAGGGUUUGCAGUGAGUGUAGAAUUCCUGUUGCAGAGACCAAACGCUUUUAUGCCGUAUGAGACUGGGUUUGAAGAAGAUGGUUUUUUGAAGAGUCUAGCGCCGUUUGAGCCCAAUGAAAUAGAACUAAAAGCAAACAACUGCUCCAAGGUACUGGUGUGGCACACUCAGACUAAGAAGAAUGAACCAUCAGCACCACUAGACAUUAAAAAAUACAACAACACUAAUUUGGUACUGCUGAAGAAACAAAUUGUGUAGAGAAGUUCGUUCACCGCUGAUACAAAUGUAGCUAAAGUGCCAUUGUAACUUUCAGAACCUAUAAUUUGAAUGUGUUUUCUGCUGAUUUCUUUAAUUGAAAGUCACAUUUCAUACUUCUGUUUAAGUACUGAAAAUUUUUGGCACUAAGACUGGAACUGAAUAUUUUAUUGGCAAUAAACUCAUUUCAUUUUCUGUAAUUUAAAAACCAAUAAUUAUAUUAAGAAAUUUGUAGCUGUGAUAUGUUACAAUAUGGACUGAAAUGUACCUACCUGCACACAACUAAGCUGUCAUAUUGCUGUAACAGUUGAUGCUACUUUGUUAAAGGAGGAUGUAACAAGGAAUAGAUUAUUUAUUUGAAGUGUGUCUGGGUGGUAGUGUGUCAAGAAAGAGAGAGAGAGAGAGAGACAGAGAGAGGGAGACAGAGAGAGAUAUACAAAUGAUAACUGAAUAUAAAGACAUGCUAGGUCAAGGACAAGAACUGGUAAUAAAAGUAUUUUUACUGCAGUUAUGCAAUACAUUAAACAUCGAGACCUGGGAAUCGUAGAGGUCAAUAAUAUAUUUAUUUUCUUGAAGAUGAUAUUCUAAAAUAUUUUUAUCAUUCAGCCUAUCGUUACAACCCGCUUUGUACAAGAUACAAACAUGAAAUGCUCUAGUUGUGAGUACCCUUGCUAUCGCUCCAGGAUUGUGACACUUGUGGAUUUUCCAUGUGUUUCAUAUAUGGCUUCAUAUAAUAAUGUGCUGAGUCCUGUAACUGUUUUGUAAGGCUGUCCAUUAAAAACACAAACAGUCUGUUGAUUCGCCGGUUAUUGUAUCACUGUACUUUAUAUCCUUGAAAUAAAUUUUUCCUCUAAUUCAUAAAUACUGUAUUAUUACCAAAGUGAAUGUCAAGUACUCAACUUUUGAAACAGCUGUAAAAGCUGAUUUCUCAUUAGUGGUGUAACGAUGAUUGAUUGUGAAGUAUUUCUCCUAAGACAGCACUGAGUGGUUGAAAAGAAACUGGCAAAGACAGUUAAACAAUUUAUCAGACUUUAGUUUUGUACAUAUUAUGGAAGCUGUUUCCUAAUAUGAAACUAAAAAUACUUCAACAGGAACAAUCAUACACAAUGGCAAUAACUCAGGAGAUAGGAAGUGGUUUCUCUUGCUUAUAACAAUUGUUAAUGAUUACUAUAGAAAUGAUUAAGUCCGUUGUAAAUUGUAAAUGGUAACAUGCUGAUGGGAAACGUUGUUCCAUGCACCAAAAACGUAUAAGCGAUUCACAGAUUGUAAUGUAGACGGUAAACUACUUAACCAAACAAUUUUUUAGAUAAAUAGUUGCUAUUAGCUACAAAUUAACUUUAUUACAUAACAUCUACAGAACAAGCAGCCAUUAACUACUAGUUGUAUGUGCUAGAUAAGUGCCUCAGUUUACUGAAAUCAAAGCUAAAAUAUUAAAUCUUAAUUUUCAUUGAGGGGGAAUGAGGUAAAGGUGUUGGCGACGGACAGCCAACAAAACAUUAAGAGUGUAUACCUUAAUGUUCAAUGGUGUCAAGGCUUAGCAACUCCUUGAAGUAUGGAAAGGAUGCAAUUUGUAUCACCUAUGCUAUAACAAAACAGACACAUGUUUUAUAACCACAGUAACGUAAACAGAUUUAAUGUGAAUGUAUUCAACAUCUUAGAGCUAUGAGCAAGAGUCCUUUAACAAGAGAUUUUCAUUAUACCGGUCCAUUAACUUCAUACAUUGUUCAGUGUCAUUUACUGAUAUACACUCCUGGAAAUUGAAAUAAGAACAACGUGAAUUCAUUGUCCCGCGGAAGGGGAAACUUUAUUUACACAUUCCUGGGGUCAGAUACAUCACAUGAUCACAAUAACAGAGCCACAGGCACAUAGACACAGGCAACAGAGCAUGCACAAUGUAGGCACUAGUACAGUGUAUAUCCGCCUUUCGCAGCAAUGCAGGCUGCUAUUCUCCCAUGGAGACGAUCGUAGAGAUGCUGGAUGUAGUCCUGUGGAACGGCUUGCCAUGCCAUUUCCACCCGGCGCCACAGUUGGACUAGCGUUCGUGCUGGACGUGCAGACCGCGAGAGACGACGCUUCAUCCAGUCCCAAACAUGCUCAAUGGGGGACAGAUCCGGAGAUCUUGCUGACCAGGGUAGUUGACUUACACCUUCUAGAGCACGUUGGGUGGCACGGGAUACAUGCGGACGUGCAUUGUCCUGUUGGAACAGCAAGUUCCCUUGCCGGUCUAGGAAUGUUAGAACGAUGGGUUCGAUGACGGUUUGGAUGUACCGUUCACUAUUCAGUGUCCCCUCGACGAUCACCAGAGGUGUACGGCCAGUGUAGGAGAUCGCUCCCCACACCAUGAUGCCGGAUGUUGGCCCUGUGUGCCUCGGUCGUAUGCAGUACUGAUUGUGGAGCUCACCUGCACGGCGCCAAACACGCAUACGACCAUCAUUGGCACCAAGGCAGAAGCGUCUCUUAUCGCUGAAGACGACACGUCUC
Molecule: messenger RNA, 3510 nt
Organism: Schistocerca gregaria
Lineage: Eukaryota; Metazoa; Arthropoda; Insecta; Orthoptera; Acrididae
Product: galactosylgalactosylxylosylprotein 3-beta-glucuronosyltransferase P-like
Exons: 7
Coding region: 1-1032 (343 amino acids)
Biological process (GO): carbohydrate metabolic process; chondroitin sulfate proteoglycan biosynthetic process
Cellular component (GO): Golgi membrane
Molecular function (GO): galactosylgalactosylxylosylprotein 3-beta-glucuronosyltransferase activity
Source: RefSeq, a predicted model, not a curated record